AUGCGGGGGGGCCCAGGCGACGCGGAGCGGCGGCAGCGCUGGGGGCGCCUCUUCGAGGAGCUGGACAGUAACAAGGAUGGCCGCGUGGACGUGCACGAGUUGCGCCGGGGUCUGGCCCGACUGGGAGGGGGCGGCCCGGACCGCAGCAGCCAACAGGGCAUCUCCCCAGAGGACACUGACCCUGAGGGCGGGCUGGACCUGGAAGAGUUCUCACUCUACCUGCAAGAGCGAGAACAGCGCCUGCUGCUCAUGUUCCACAGCUUGGACCGGAACCAGGACGGUCACAUCGAUGCCUUGGAGAUCCAACAGAGUUUCCGGGCUUUGGGCAUUUCCAUCUCCCUGGAACAGGCAGAGAAGAUUCUGCACAGCAUGGACCGCGAUGGCACGAUGACCAUUGAUUGGCAGGAAUGGCGAGACCACUUCCUGCUUCACUCACUGGAGAACGUGGAGGACGUGGUCUAUUUCUGGAAGCAUUCCACGGUCCUAGACAUUGGUGAGUGCCUUACGGUGCCUGACGAGUUCUCGGAGCAGGAGAAGCAGACUGGCAUGUGGUGGAAGCAGCUGGUAGCAGGCGCGGUGGCUGGCGCCGUGUCUCGGACGGGCACAGCCCCCCUGGACCGCCUCAAGGUUUUCAUGCAGGUCCACGCCUCCAAGACCAACCGCUUAGACAUCCUGGGGGGUCUACGGAGCAUGGUCCGAGAGGGGGGCGUCCACUCCCUGUGGCGGGGAAACGGCAUUAACGUCCUUAAGAUCGCACCGGAGUCGGCGAUCAAGUUCAUGGCUUAUGAGCAGAUCAAGCGGGCUAUCCGGGGGCAGCAAGAGACACUACGUGUGCAAGAGCGCUUCGUGGCUGGUUCCCUGGCCGGCGCCACGGCCCAAACCAUCAUUUACCCCAUGGAGGUGCUGAAGACGAGGCUGACCCUGCGGCGGACAGGCCAGUACAAGGGGCUGCAGGACUGUGCCCGGCAGAUCCUGGAGCAGGAGGGGCCCCGAGCCUUCUACCGCGGCUACCUGCCCAAUGUGCUGGGCAUCAUCCCCUACGCAGGCAUCGACUUGGCCGUCUAUGAGACCCUGAAGAACCGGUGGCUACAGCAAUACAGCCAUAACUCGGCUGACCCAGGCAUUCUCGUGCUCCUGGCUUGUGGCACCAUCUCCAGCACGUGCGGCCAGAUUGCCAGCUACCCCCUGGCCUUGAUCCGGACUCGCAUGCAGGCGCAAGGUGAGAUGGAAGGCACCACCCAGCUCUCCAUGUUGGCCCUGCUGCGUCACAUCCUGUCCCAAGAGGGCGUGAGGGGCCUCUACCGGGGCAUUGCCCCCAACUUCAUGAAGGUUAUCCCCGCCGUGAGCAUUUCCUAUGUGGUCUACGAGAACAUGAAGCAGGCUCUGGGGGUCACGUCCAGGUGA
This is a messenger RNA of Chrysochloris asiatica (Cape golden mole), 1404 nucleotides long. It is a transcript of the gene SLC25A23, whose product is annotated as solute carrier family 25 (mitochondrial carrier; phosphate carrier), member 23. The transcript is spliced from 10 exons. Gene Ontology annotation, molecular function: calcium ion binding; ATP transmembrane transporter activity. Bases 1 to 1404 code for a protein of 467 amino acids. The record is from RefSeq and is a predicted model, not a curated record. NCBI's taxonomy places the organism in Eukaryota, Metazoa, Chordata, Mammalia, Afrosoricida, Chrysochloridae. Gene Ontology annotation, biological process: transmembrane transport.